Messenger RNA from Apis cerana (Asiatic honeybee), 2906 nucleotides. RefSeq names its product dnaJ homolog subfamily C member 8. Gene Ontology annotation, cellular component: nucleus. The record is from RefSeq and is a predicted model, not a curated record. Lineage: Eukaryota; Metazoa; Arthropoda; Insecta; Hymenoptera; Apidae.
GAAAUGUUAAGUUUUAACAGGCGGCACUACUAACAGCAUGGAAGUUAGUAACAAUCAAAAUGGCUGCUACCAACUCGAAUAUAUCCAGUGAUAGUCCAACUAAGAAAGAGGACGAAUUCAAUGAAUUUUAUUCCGAAGUAAAAGAAAUAGAAAAAAGAGAUUCGGUUUUAACUCCUAAACAACAAAUCGACAGAUUAUUACGACCCGGAUCAUCUUAUUUUAAUUUAAAUCCUUUUGAAGUAUUACAAAUUGAUCCAUCCACAUCUAUAGAUGAAAUCAAAAAAAAAUAUCGACGUAUGUCAAUUCUUGUACAUCCUGAUAAAAAUCAAGAUGAUGCAGAACGUGCACAACAAGCAUUUGAAAUUGUUAACAAAGCAUGGAAAACAUUGGAAAAUGAAGAAACUAGAGCUAAAUGCAUGGAUGUUAUUGAAGAAGCAAAAGCUAGAACUGAUCAUAUGAUUGCAGAAAAAAAGAAAAAAAUGAAAAAAGAAGGAAAAACAGAAAGUACAAAUAUACUCGAAGAAGAAACAGAAGAAGGUUACAAGCAUGCAGUUUGGGUUAUGACAAUGAAACUCUUUGCUGAUAUGGAAAGAAGAAGGAGAGAAUUAGCAACCAGAGAUGCAGAACAACGUAAAAGGAAACGAGAAGAAGAAUUAUCUGCAGAAGCACAAGCUGCAUUAGAACGUGAGUGGCAAAAAAAUUUUGAGGAAUCUCGACAAUCAAGAGUUGAUAGUUGGAAAGCUUUUCAAUCUGGUGCUAAUGCCACAAAACAAAAGAAAGCAAAAAAAUUAAAAGCUUUUAGGCCUCCUAAAACGAAAGCUGAAUCACGAUAAUUAUAUAAUUGUUCCUGAUGCCUGACAUAGAUUCUUUCAUUUGAUAUAUUUCAUAUUUCUUGCAAAAAAAAAAAAGUAGUUUAAAUAGCAUGUUCUCACUAUGUGAUAUCAGAUUUCUGAAUUUAUUAAAACUAAUUGGAAUUGUUCUUGUUUAAAAUUUAUUUGUUAAUUAAAAAUUUGCGAUUUAAAUCUAGUUAAAUAUACAUCAAAAUCAGGUAUCAAAGUAGAGAAUUAGUUGUAAACAGAAUGAAUACAUUGAGCAGCAAAGUGUGAGUAUGGUUAAUGUAUGUAUCUCAAGAAUAAUUUGUAUGUUUGUUGAAUGUAUAUGUAUGUAUGAACGUAUAUAGUUGUGAUAUACUUACAUGGCCCGAAAAAGUUCAACUUUAAUAUAAUACUUUAACCUGAUCUAAUUAUUGCAUAAAAUUUAAGAUUAUACAUUUGUAUUAUAAAUUGUUGGAUAACAAAUGUCAAUUUUAUGAUAUACAUGUACCUCAUAUUUUUAUCUGAAAUAUACAAUGACAUGAUACAAUACUUUGAAAAAGAAAAAUAUUCAAGUUGUCAAAUUUGUCAAAUGAAAUUUAAAUUAAUAUUUAUAAAAUUUUUAUAUGUUCCUCAAAUUAUUGAGAACAUUUGUAUAUAUUGAAGUAAUAAUUCAAAUAAUUUAAUGAAUAUUGUUACAUUUUAAUGUUACAAAAUGAUUUGAAGCACAAUAUAGUACAAAGGUAAAGUAUAAAUUUUCUUUUAUUGAACAUAACCUCUGGUUAUGUUAAUAUAAUAUUAUAAUAUUAAUAUAAUAUUAUUUUAUUUUAUAUAACUACAUCGCGAAUGCACAUAAUGCUACGUAAAAUUGUGUGAUAUAAUCAUUAUAUUGUUUUAAAAAAAUAUAUUUUAUACAUACGUAGUGCAAAUGAAGUAAAGUGUUCUUCAUAUUUGUUUUCUUUAUUGUUUUAACAAAUAAUUUGUUUUUACAAUCAAAUUUAACAAUUAAAUUUUUUUCACUAUUGACAAUACACUAAUCACAUUGACAAUUGAAUCUUUUUAAUCGUUUCUUCCCGCUGUUUCCUGAUCGUUUCAAAUACACUACAAGUAACAAUAGACCAUCUAUAUAUAAAAUAUUUUGAUGUAUAUUUCGUUUAAAAAUCAAGAGAUAUAAACAAAUUAUGCUUGUUUGAUUUAAAAACUCAUAUAAGCAAAAUGAUACAUAAUACAUAUUACAUUUCACUAUCAUGAAAAUAACUUAACGGGCCAUGUAGUUAUAACUUCCGGUUUUCAAAUAGGAUAUAUUCGCAUAAUGAAUGUUAUAUCUUAACGUACACUUGGUCCAAUCGUAAUUUAUAAGAUUAUUGUAAAGAGAAAAUUUCUAAAGUGUAAGUCAUUGCACUUCUCAUUGUAAGUCACUUUGAAUAGUCUUAUUAACAUAUGAAAGUAAAUGUCGUACAAGUGCAAUCGUGAGAAUAAAUGAAUGAAAGGAUGUGUAUAUAAAAAAUGAAAUUUUUAUUAAAGACAUAAAAUCGAACUAAUCGUAACGCGAUAUAAUUUUUAUUUUUAUUUUUUUUAUUUUUUUUUUUUUUUUCAUAAAAUGAGAUUUUCUACGAUGCCAUAAAUUUCAAUAUAUAAUUUCAAAUUAUAUAAAAUUUAUAUCAGUCCAAUAUAUUCGAUUUAUUAUAAAAUAACUUAAAAAUAACUAGCUUUAAACAUUACUCUUGAAAAAUGCCUCAUUUAUUUAUAAUAUAUUUAUAAUAAUGAAUAUAAUGGAACAAAUAAAAAAAUUUAUGAUUUUUAUUUAUAUAUAAAAAUAUCAAUUAGUUAUAAUUAUUGGAUGAAAUUAUAAUGAAUAAGUUAUGAUUAUUUAAAAAAUUAAUUUUGUUUCAAUUGAUUUUAAUUCAUUCACUCGUAAGUGUUAACUAUAAAUAAAUAUGUCAUAGUAUUAUUUGAAACGAUAAAAAAUUCAUUUUGUAAAAUAUAAGUCAUUAAUGAUAAUUUGUGUUUUUUAUUUAAUUCGAAAAUUUUUUAUUAAUGUAUUCAUCUUGUACAUUAUAACGUCCAUGAGAUAUAAAAUGUAAAUACAAUAUA